Molecule: messenger RNA, 554 nt
Organism: Cokeromyces recurvatus
Lineage: Eukaryota; Fungi; Mucoromycota; Mucoromycetes; Mucorales; Mucoraceae
Product: 60S ribosomal protein L34-B
Exons: 3
Coding region: 1-330 (109 amino acids)
Biological process (GO): translation
Cellular component (GO): ribosome
Molecular function (GO): structural constituent of ribosome
Source: RefSeq, a predicted model, not a curated record
AUGGCUCAAAGACUUACUUAUCGUCGUCGUUGUUCUUACAACACUCGUUCCAACCGUGUCAGAGCCGUAAAGACUCCUGGCGGAAAGCUCGUUUUCCAAUAUCAAAAGAAGCCUGUCAAGGCUCCUCGUUGUGGUGAUUGCGGUGAAACCCUCGCUGGUAUCAAGGCCCUCCGCCCUCGUGAAUUCGCCACUGUCUCCAAGACUCAAAAGCAUGUUAGCCGUGCCUAUGGUGGUUCUCGCUGUGGUCAAUGUGUUAGAAACCGCAUUGUUCGUGCUUUCUUGAUUGAAGAACAAAAGAUUGUCAAGAGAGUUCUCAAGGCCCAAAAAUAAAUAAUCUAAUAUAGUUGAUUUUCAUUAUAAUUAAAAUGCAUUGAAUUAUUUCGACAGACUUUAUUCGAUUCAAAACUGACAUGUUUUCUUGUAUGGAUGUUGUUAAUUUUCAUGUCAAAUUCAAAAAAAAAAGAGGAUAUGAAGGGCUGAUUUAUGAAAAUUAUUCAUGUGUUUGUGUUUGAGUAGCUAUUUUAAUAAUCUUUAUUCAUUCGGACUAUAUAUAA